Molecule: messenger RNA, 543 nt
Organism: Striga asiatica
Lineage: Eukaryota; Viridiplantae; Streptophyta; Magnoliopsida; Lamiales; Orobanchaceae
Source: the annotation of a GenBank genome assembly
AUGGCAAGCUCCAUUUUCCCUUUUCUGCCGCUUCUUUUACUCGCCAUUUGGUGUGGCUAUGCUCAAUCCCACGAAGAUGGGCACAUCGCGGCAGAAAUAUCGAACAAGGGCCUCGAUUUUCUCAAGGGUUUGCUGAUAGAAAAAGCUGAAUCUUCGCUAGUCCCUCUCGAGCUGCCCGUCAUUGAGAAGACCGUGAAAAUCCCAGUUUUAGGUAAAGUUCAGAUGGUCCUUUCCGAUAUUACUAUCGAGAAGAUCCACACAACGUCUUCAGUUGUAAAAACUGGGGAUAGUGGGAUAGUUAUUGAAGUUUCUGGUGCCACCGCGAAUUUGAGUAUGAAUUGGAAGUAUUCGUACACUAGUACUUGGUUGAUUCCAAUUUCGGUAUCUGAUAAAGGAAAUGCUACUGUUCAGGUGACUUUUCUGCAUCCUAUUUUACUUGGUAGGUUGGGUGCUAUUGGCUUUCGUGGGAGUGUAGUUUGUAUCAAUAGGAAAACUGCUAUCUUUUUGUGUAUUUUGCUGUGGAAAUGGAAAAAAGUUGAUUAG